AUUUUUUUUUUUUCCAACGAAGCUGAUUAUUGAAAGAGAGCAGUCAUGGCGAACCUUGAAGAAAAUGGACCUCCGGCAAGGCUUGAGGGGAAAUAUGCUGCAAUAGUAGUGUGCUGGCUUCUGGGAAAUGGGUGCCUCUUUUCAUGGAACAGUAUGCUAACUAUUGAAGAUUACUACGGUGAAUUGUUCCCGCAUUACCAUUCCUCAAGGGUCCUAACUCUGGUGUACCAGCCAUUUGCGCUUGGAACACUAGCUAUACUCGCCUAUAAUGAGGCGAAAAUUAAUACUAGGUUGCGCAACCUGUCUGGAUACUUCCUCUUUUUCCUAGGUUCUCUUUUGGUUUUAGUUUUGGAUUUAGCAACAUCCGGGAAAGGAGGGCUCGGAACUUUUAUUGGAAUUUGUGCUUUAAGUGGUUUGUUUGGAGUUGCAGAUGCUCAUGUUCAGGGUGGAAUGAUUGGUGACCUUUCCUUCACGCGACCUCAACUUAUUCAAUCUUACCUGGCUGGUAUGGCUGCAUCGGGAGCUCUUACUUCUGCUUUGAGGUUAAUUACAAAGGCAGCAUUUGAAAAUUCCAAGGAUGGUCUUCGAAAAGGAGCCAUUUUAUUCUUGGCAAUCUCCGUAGUUUUCGAGCUUCUAUGUGUUAUUCUGUACGCAUAUAUAUUUCCAAAAUUGCCAGUCAUCAAAUAUUACCGCUCCAAAGCAUCCUCAGAAGGAUCGAAAACUGUUUCUGCCGACCUUGCCGCUGCUGGCAUCCACACAUUACAUGAAGAAGCUGAGGAAGAUCUGAAGAAACACGAGCGACUGGGAAACAAAGAAUUGUUGCUGCAGAACAUUGAUUAUGCGGUUGACAUGUUCCUUAUCUAUGCACUGACAUUGUCAAUUUUUCCUGGAUUUUUAUCAGAGGACACCGGAUCACAUAGUCUGGGCACCUGGUAUGCCCUCGUGUUAAUUGCAAUGUACAAUGUGUGGGAUCUAAUUGGAAGAUACAUUCCACUCUUGAAGUUUCUGAAGUUGGAGUCUAGGAAAGGGCUUGUGAUAGCAAUUCUUUCUCGUUUCUUGCUCGUCCCGGCAUUCUAUUUCACUGCCAAGUAUGGUGACCAAGGCUGGAUGAUAAUGCUCACAUCCUUCUUGGGUCUAUCAAAUGGUUACCUCACUGUCUGUGUCCUCACUUCUGCCCCCAAAGGUUACAAGGGGCCAGAGCAAAAUGCGUUGGGAAAUCUGCUGGUAUUGUUUUUACUUGGAGGCAUAUUUGCAGGCGUAACGCUUGACUGGUUGUGGCUAAUAGGGAAGGGCUGGUGAGCGUUUUUUAUUUUAUUUUAUUUUUAUUGUUUUACGUUUAUAAUA
This is a messenger RNA of Morus notabilis, 1344 nucleotides long. RefSeq names its product equilibrative nucleotide transporter 3. Gene Ontology annotation, biological process: nucleoside transmembrane transport. The transcript is spliced from 10 exons. Gene Ontology annotation, molecular function: nucleoside transmembrane transporter activity. The record is from RefSeq and is a predicted model, not a curated record. Lineage: Eukaryota; Viridiplantae; Streptophyta; Magnoliopsida; Rosales; Moraceae. Bases 46 to 1299 code for a protein of 417 amino acids. Gene Ontology annotation, cellular component: plasma membrane.